UUCCAUGCAAAAGAAAAAAAAUCCCCAAAUCCCUCACACCAAAAGGGAAUUAAAAAAACCCUAAUAAAACACGGAACUCCAAAUACAAAAGGAAACACACCCUUUCUCUCCUCUCAAAAUACCUAUUUUCCAUGUAAAAAAUAAAAAAAUAAAGAAAAAAAAUUCAUCGCUUAAUGCAUGCAGAAAAGAAUAAGAAUAAAAAGGAAAGUGUAGAUGCAUGUCGGUGGAAUAACAGUGGAUCUGAAUUGGUUACUACAAUUUAUUUUCACUGUCUUUAUAAUAGGUUUAGGUUUGUUACACCUCGUUAAGAAUACGGCGUCGAAGUAUUUCGAAGUCGACGCCAAUUUCGAAGCGGCUGAGAGUAACCACACUGUUAUUGAUCCAAGUAUUGUUAACCAGGCAAUGGAAGCUGAAGAGGAUUCUCUUCGUUGUGUUAAUUGUGGCAAUUCGGGGUCUAAAACGUGUUCUCGUUGCAAAUCUGUGAGAUAUUGCUCACAGGGAUGCCAAGAAGCACACUGGAAAGCAGGCCAUAAGUUAAAAUGCAAGGAUUUCAAAGCAAACUCAUCACAAACAGCAAAAUCAAACUUUGGUUUUAAACCUUCAGGUGGCGGGAGCAAAAGUUUUUCUAGCAUUGCACUUGUUCCUGCCAGUGGAGGUUCUAACUCUAAGCCUAUAAAGAAGCCAGGAAAGGUUCUUUUCCCGUAUGAUGAAUUCAUCAAACUUUACAACUCAGACAAACCCAGAUUCCCUCCCUGUGGGCUCUUAAAUUGUGGAAACAGUUGCUUUGCCAAUGUGGUUCUGCAAUGUCUCACUUACACUAGGCCACUUGUUGCCUACUUGUUGGAGAAAGGUCAUCAAACAGAAUGUAGACAUAAUGAUUGGUGUUUUCUUUGUGAAUUUCAAUCCCAUGUUGUAAGAGCAAGCCAAAGUGCACUUCCUUUUUCACCGAUGAAUAUUCUGUCUCGGUUACGCAAUAUUGGUGGUAAUCUUGGCUAUGGAAGACAGGAGGAUGCUCAUGAGUUCAUGAGGUUUGCUAUUGAUACAAUGCAAUCAGUUUGCCUUGAUGAAUUUGGUGGAGAAAAAGCUGUUGAACCUGCCUCCCAAGAGACUACAAUAAUUCAACACAUAUUUGGGGGUCGCCUCCAGUCUCAGGUGAUAUGUACAAAGUGCAAUAAGAUUUCAAAUCAGUUUGAGAACAUGAUGGAUUUAACUGUUGAGAUUCAUGGUGAUGCUGAAUCCUUGGAGGAAUGCCUCAAUCAAUUCACAGACAAAGAAUGGCUCCAUGGAGAAAAUAUGUACAAAUGUGAUGGGUGCAAUGACUAUGUCAAGGCAUGGAAGCGUCUUACCAUUCAACGAGCUCCGAAUGUUCUUACAAUCGCGUUAAAGAGAUUCCAGAGUGGGAGGUUUGGUAAACUUAACAAAAGGGUAACUUUUCCUGAGACUUUAGACCUGAGCCCCUACAUGAGUGAAAAAGGAGAUGGCGCAGAUGUGUACAAGCUUUAUGCAGUUGUUGUCCAUGUUGACAUGCUAAAUGCAUCAUUUUUUGGUCAUUACAUCUGCUACACCAAGGAUUUCCGUGGAAACUGGCACAGAAUUGAUGACUCUAAGGUUUCUAGUGUUGAAUUGGAUGAGGUGCUUUCUCAGGGAGCCUAUAUGCUUUUAUACAGCAGGGUUUCUGUUCGACCAUCAUGUCUCAGAACCAUUGAGCCCUCAAAGGAGCAGCAAUCAAUCGUGAAAGUAGAAUUAGACUCCUGCACUGAGAAACCAGCUGGACACCUUUCACCAAUGGAGUCAACGGAUGCCACAAGUUCUGGGUUCCUAGCACCCGCACCUGAAAGUAGAAAUUCUGAAUUUGGAAGUGCAUGUCAUGAGGAUGCUGUGGUAAAUUUUGAGUCAAGCACAGCAGUUUCAAAGGGUGUUUCAUCCUGUGAAAAUGAGUCACCAUCUAAAGCUGACAUGAAAGACGCAGAAGAUUCAGGGGUUAAUCAUAAUUCUGAGUUAUCUUCAUCUGCUAUGGAGGAGGAUCCUAGGGACAUACCAGUUGCUUUGAGUUCUGGGAUUAUUCAUGAAGUUCCAGAGGAUAUGAAUGGAAUUGAUUCCAGCUCCAGUUCCUUGAUUCCAGUGGGGGUUUCUGACUUAAAGAAGGAUUCCUCAACUGCACUUGAUUCAGAAGCUGUUGUGAUAGAGCAUUCCUUGGACCAUUCAGAUACAGUUAUGUACGAAUCAGAUUCUGCUGUUGCUAAGGAUAUCAAAGUAAAUGGCAGUAUUCAUUCAUUCUCGAACGAAGAGAUUUCAACAAAACCUAAUAGUUUGAAACGUCAGCCACCUUUCCAUGAUUCGGAUGGCGAGGACACAAAUGGAGCUAAAAGAGCAUAAACAGUAGAUAGUUGUUGAUGACAAUGAAGCAUCAUCAAAAUCCCUAAUCAAUUGUUUAUAUUUUUUAAACGAUCCCAAUCAUAGAAGGAAAAUUUGUGUUGGGCAUUUUUCAUCUGGGGUUUCAUUAUUUGCAGAAAUCUCGGAUUCCAUUUGUAACAGUUCUAGAUGGGGAGCUUUGCCUUCAUCUAAGAGACAGAAUAGGAGGAUGCCAUAUCAUCAUGAGCAGGAACUUGUUUAUAGUCUACCAUGUAAGUUGCUAAGAAAGUCUGGUCCAAGGUAAGCAAAUGACAGGUUGAUUAAUGAAGAAUUUACUGUUUAACUUUCUCCUCCA
Messenger RNA from Populus nigra (black poplar), 2707 nucleotides. RefSeq names its product ubiquitin carboxyl-terminal hydrolase 18-like. The transcript has 11 exons. Gene Ontology annotation, molecular function: cysteine-type deubiquitinase activity; cysteine-type endopeptidase activity. The record is from RefSeq and is a predicted model, not a curated record. Lineage: Eukaryota; Viridiplantae; Streptophyta; Magnoliopsida; Malpighiales; Salicaceae. Gene Ontology annotation, cellular component: cytosol; nucleus. The coding region runs from base 214 to 2376 and encodes 720 amino acids. Gene Ontology annotation, biological process: protein deubiquitination.